Dovyalis caffra is the source of this 216-nucleotide messenger RNA. The record is from the annotation of a GenBank genome assembly. Lineage: Eukaryota; Viridiplantae; Streptophyta; Magnoliopsida; Malpighiales; Salicaceae.
AUGACAGCACCUGUAAUACCUCCUAGUGCUCUUAAAUAUGGGGAGACUGAUUUGCAGGUUGGUUAUGAUAAACAAGGGCUUCCAAUAGGAUUGCAACUAAUUGGCCGUCCAUGGGGUGAAGCAACAAUUUUGCGUUUAGCUGCUGCAGUAGAGGAACUAUGCACAAAAUCUAAGAAGCAACCUGCAUCGUUUUAUGAUGUGUUGAAGGCGAGAUAA